This is a messenger RNA of Rhineura floridana, 3994 nucleotides long. It is a transcript of the gene GHRL, whose product is annotated as ghrelin and obestatin prepropeptide. The transcript is spliced from 4 exons. Lineage: Eukaryota; Metazoa; Chordata; Lepidosauria; Squamata; Rhineuridae. Gene Ontology annotation, biological process: gastric acid secretion; positive regulation of growth hormone secretion; regulation of response to food. The record is from RefSeq and is a predicted model, not a curated record. Gene Ontology annotation, cellular component: extracellular region. Gene Ontology annotation, molecular function: growth hormone-releasing hormone activity; ghrelin receptor binding. Bases 3556 to 3969 code for a protein of 137 amino acids.
CCUGUAGUGCUAGAACAAGCCCUAGCAUUAGCACAAAAAGAUGUUUGAACACCCUUUAUAUCCCUCUUUUUGCGCUAACAAUACUAAUAGUAACAAUAACAAAAGCAAAUAAAACCACAAUAAGUAACAAAUAAAAGCAAAAUAAUAUAAAAACAGCAACAGAAAAAUCACCGUGGCAGGGUGGCUUCCCUAAAACCAGAUGACCUUCACUGGUUGAUGGGAGAUCAAAGAACAGGCUAGGCAUAGCCACUGCAAAAUAAUCAGAAGAAGGCUAGGACUGGGGAGGGCAGCUAUGAGAGAACUAGAAAAGGUCCUCAAAUGCAAAGAUGUAUUACUGAACACUAAAGCCAGGAUCAUUCAGACCAUGGUAUUCCCAGUCUCUAUGUAUGGAUGUGAAAGUUGGACAGUGAAAAAGGUGGAUAAGAGAAAAAUCAAUUCGUUUGAAAUGUGCUGGAGGAGAGCUUUGUGCAUACUCUGGACUGCAAAUUGGGUGUUGGAACAAAUUAAACCAGAACUGUCACUAGAAGCUAAAAUGAUGAAACUGAGUUUAUCAUACUUUGGAAACAUCAUGAGAAGACACGAUUCACCAGAAAAGACAAUAAUGCUGGGAAAAACAGAAGGGAGUAGAAAAAGAGGAAGGCCAAACAAGAGAUGGAUUGAUUCCAUAAAGGAAGCCACAGACCUGAACUUACAAGAUCUGAACAGGGUGGUUCAUGACAGAUGCUCUUGGAGGUCACUGAUUCAUAGGGUUGCCAUAAGUUGUAAUCGACUUGAAGGCACAUAACAACAAAAGAUUUGACCAGUUUUCUAUCUUUAUAGCUGUUGAAAAAAAAGUUGGAUGUUGGCUUAAAGUUAAACACUAACAGAACUGUGUAACAUUCCUGUUUCAACAGGGGUAAAAAUAUAAGAAUGAAGGUAUCCAAUAUCAGUAUUUCCUAGAACACUUCUAGAUCAAGCCAUUAUUUCAAUACCAUAGCAAAGGAACAUGCUUUCAGCUGAUAAGUUUUACCCAUUGCCCUAGGAAACACAGUCCAAAGAGAAUGUUGUGUUUAAUUGCAAAACCUUCACAAGAGGUCAUGUUUACUUGUUACCUUUUUGACUACAGUUUCCAUCAUCAGCUCAGAAUUUGGUCUACCUAGCCAUAUGUCUCUGUAUUUUUUAAGGUCUGAGAAACAGAAUAGUAGGGGAAAUCUACCUUGCUGGAAAACACACAAAUGUGGAAAGGAGGGGCAUGUUGCAGUUGUACCCCAUUAUUAAACUGUGUUUAGAAAUAUAAUAGAAAAUAAAUAAAAAGCAGGGUGCUGUGACAUAGAAUGAAUGUUUAAGGGUACUUUCCCUGAGCAUUAUGGCGCAUAAAAAUAAUUUAUCGCCUUCUAUUGAUAGCAAGAGUUGCAAUCCAGUCUUUUUUUUUUACUGAGCCUUAUUUACUUCACAAGAACUUAGUUUCAACAAGUAAGCUUAGCAUCACAUACAAAUUGUAAGAAGUAGAUAGAAAAAGCCAAGAACUACUUCUUGAGUUUUAAUAAAGCUUGGACCAACUGAAUCACUCUGAAACUAUCACACCAACAAUGAAAGAGGAAUAUUUAUGUAGAAGUUUAGUUUCCCUGUUUCUCAUAAAAACAAGAGAGGUGCUCUCAAGCUAAAAACAUCUAUUUCUUUAAAUUUGUCAGCUAAUUAUGUUGUAGACAUUUUAGAUAUAUUCACAGUAUUAUUAAUAUGCUGCUUUUUGACUCUAAAAAGACUCCUCCCCAAAACACUAGAAAAAUACAAUAAAAAAUGAUAACAGAAUAAAACAACAGCACAAUCAGCAAGGAAAAAGCUAGAUUGUUUUUUAAAAACUGUGUCUAAGGCUUGAAAGGGAGGGAAUUUGGUAUGGCAACAGAAAAGUCACAGCAUCCCCAAAAGAAUCCUGUAAAGUGUAAUUUGUUAAGGAUGCUGAGAGUUGUUAGGAGACCCCUUCACAGAUGUAUAACUCCCAGCCUCCUUAACAAACUACAGUUCACAGGAUUCUUUGGAGCAAGCCAUGACAAAGGGGUAUCAGAGUUGCGCUUUAAACAUAUGGUGUGGAUGUGACGCUUGUGUCACUUCACAAGCAGCUGUACCUCUGAAAGAGAUUGGAUGCAGAGUCAGGCCUCUGAUGUUGAACCCAAUGGGCAGGCAAGAUCUUAUGGAAGUGCUUUAAAUUAUCCUGGCCUCACACCAUUUAAGGUUUUCUAGAUGAGAGGCAGCACUUUGAAAGGAUACAACAGAUCCUUUAAUGAACUUGAUUGGCACUAGACUAAAUGGGUCUCACAAGGACAACAUGGCACAGCCUUCUCCCCUCCCCACCCCACAAAUGACUCUAGUGAAGUAGUGUUCAACUUUUUCAGACCUAGGAGGACCCACCAAACUUGCAUUUGGGAACCCAUUUCUUAAUUUCCCCCCAUUUAUUUGUAAAGUGUUAGUGCUGCUGUUGUGAACCACCUUAUAUCACAUUGCUGUAAACUGCCCAGAGAGCUUCGGCUAUGGGGCGGUAUAUACAUGUAACAAAUAAAACAAAUAAAUAAUAAAUAUUGUGAACCAGUAGUGGAUCCAGACCCACCAGUCAAUGCCUUGGUGUAUUUUUAUUCCUCUUUCCUCCAUUUGAUGCCUCAGGGGAAGGGGAAGUGAGAAGGAUCCAGACUAAAGUUUUCUCUAGCCCAACAACUAAUUGGGACCUCUAAAAUAUAACAGUUUACCUGGAUUUUCAAAGCUGUCAGUGCUGCCAGUUCAGGUAGGAGGACAUUGGGAGCACAAUAUUAAUUUGCAUUGUAUUUCUAUAUGUAACUUUCCAUUUUUGAAGAUAUAUUAUUUUACUCUUGCUACACAAAACGUCUUAGAAAAAUUCUAGCAGAUUUCCCCCCAAAAAUCACCUCUUGAAGCUAAUGCAUCAAACACAUUUCCCUUUGUUUAUUUUUUACGUCAUUGAAAUAUGUUUCCAAGGGAUGCCUGAUGCCACAUGUACCACUUACACAAAGCAAAUAUUACAGAUCACUAUAUAAAAGCUUUCAACACUGCCCCUCCAUUAGUUCAUACAUACAGGAACUAUUAGGUAAGAAACUUUUCCACCUCUUGCUUAGCUUUGUUUUUCCACUUAAACGAAUACUAGUUAAAAAAUUAUACUGAGUGUAUUAAUAUACAGUAAGGCCCCGCUUUUUGGCGUUCCGCUAAUACGGCAGCUUUCAGUUAGAGUAAGGCCCCACUCAUACAGCGCUUGUUCUGCUUUUACGACAUUUGUCGGGCGUCGGGCACCAUUUUAUUGACGGAGUUCCGCUUUUUGGCAGGUUUCGCUUCUAGGAGGGGGUCUGGAAUGUAACGCGCCGUAUGAGUGGGGCCCUACUGUAUGGGAUCCUGGCUGUAUGUGCCAAUUUUUAUAAAAUUAAGAACUAAUUAACACUUGGACGGCUUAUAUGACUGGCUUACUGGCUGUAUCUUUCGGUAUUUAAAACAAAUAAGUUUCUUUAGAAUGUCCCAGCUUUCUCUGUGUUAUUUACAGGUUGAUACAGUCUGAAUCGUAGGCAUCUUUUAAAUACAAUUAUGUUUGCCAGAACCAUGAUGGUUGGAGUGCUCCUUAUCUGUUCUCUCUGGAUAGAGACUACUAUAGCUGGCUCCAGCUUUUUAAGUCCUGAACAACCAAUAACACAGCGAAAAGUCCCUUCAAAACCUACCACGAAGUUCCAUCGCCGAGAUGCAGAAGCAUUUUUGGAUGUCCAUGGAAGUGAGAUUGAGAGAGACAGCAACAAAAUAGAAAUCAAGUUUACUGUUCCCUUUGAAAUUGGCAUGAAAAUCUCAGAAGAGCAGUACAAAGACUAUGGACCAAUAUUGGAGAAACUUCUGGAAGACAUACUUGUUGAAGACAAUCGAGGGGGGACUGUCAUCUGGAAAAAGAGCUGCAAGUCUAGAAUGAAGUUAGCUGGAUGCUAUCAACUGCCUCCUGCAUUUGUUACAUGACCUUGUGUUCAUUUAUCAGUUUCUA